This is a messenger RNA of Microcebus murinus (gray mouse lemur), 2768 nucleotides long. The record is from RefSeq and is a predicted model, not a curated record. NCBI's taxonomy places the organism in Eukaryota, Metazoa, Chordata, Mammalia, Primates, Cheirogaleidae.
AUGGACUGUGGCUUGCUUGUGUUCUGGCGCAGGCUUCAGAAAUUGGAAGAAAAGGGAGCGGCAGCAGGCAGCUACUUUAGAAAUUGGUGAGGACUAUCCAUUAUUUCAGUCCAUUUAUAGAGUGAAUGCAACAGAUGAGGACUUUGCAAAUGGUGAUAGGCUGACGUACACCAUUGAGACACAGUUAUCUGGACCUAAGAAAGGAGCAAACUCUUUUGGAGUGGAUCCUAUAAGUGGUGUUGUUAGCUUGAGAGGUGAAGAUUCCUUGGACUUUGAUGCUGGAUAUCAUGUUUUCCAGCUUGCACUGAGAGCAACAGAUACUACAGGUCUGUUCUGUCAAGGGACAUUAAUUAUCAUGAUUAGAGACCUAAAUGAUGAGAUGCCUCAAUUUGAGCCAUUUCCUUUGGAUUCUAUUAAUGUGACUGAAAAGAAACCUGUUGGAGAAAUUAUAGCAAGAGUAAAAGCAACAGAUCGGGAUAAAGAUAGCAGCAUCACUUACUCCUUUAAAACUCAGCAGGAAAUGUUUGGUUUGGACCCAUUCACAGGUAUAAUCACUCUUCUUCAGCCUUUGAAUCUUGACAACCCAAAUAACUCCCAAAUCUACUCUUUGGAAAUUGAGGCAAGAGAUAAUGGAAAUAAUACCAGCACCUACAUGUUUAUGGUUUUUGUGGAGAAUGUAGAUGAUCCCAUUUCCUGCGAUUCAAGUUUUUCAUCUGGAGCAGGUGUUUCAAUAUCUGUUCCUGAAAAUGUUCCUGCAUCUGCUUUUAUAUAUAUGAUUCUUUCGAGAGAUCCAGAUCUAGGACAAGAAGUUGAAUUUUUAAUAUUAAAAUCUUCAGUUAAUGCCACUGCCUACUUUACUUUGGAUUCACAUAAUGGUGUAAUUUCUAAAACAAUUGAACCUCUUUUGGACUAUGAAACAAAUCCUAAGCAUUUCCAGUUAGUGAUUGCUGUAAGAAAUAGACAAAACCUGUCUCUGGAGUCAUGCAUUGGCACCAUCACUAUCAACAUCCAGAAUGUUAAUGAUGAGAGUCCUGUUCUUAUAAACAUACCAGAUGCACCUAUAAAUAUUUAUGAAAAUCUGCCUGUUGGAACAAAGCUGGUCACGUUGAUAGCAACUGAUAGAGACAUCGGGGAUUUAGUACAUUAUGAAUUUAUAGGUACACAAAAAGAAUUUUCUAUAAAUGAAGAUUCAGGAGAGGUCACAGUUGUCUAUCCUUUGGAUUAUGAAGAUGUAGCAACCCCAAAUUCUUGGGUAUUAUACAUUAGAGUUUAUGACAAUGAACGAGUGCAUUCAACAACUGGGACACUCACAGUGAUUCUACAAGAUGUAAACGACAAUCCACCUAAAUGCUCGCAAGAUAUUUACACAAUUGAACUUCCUGAAAACAUCCCAGUUGAAACUCUUUUAGUCUCUCUAUCUUGUACAGAUAAGGAUGGAACUAGUCCCAAUAACAAUAUAACCUAUCAUUUGAUUAUGGAUACUUUUUCAAAAGAAACCUUUACCCUCACAAACAAUGAACUGAGAGUUGGACCUACACAUCUAGAUUUUGAUAAUGCUAUUUUUGCAGGAAUGUACUUCAAAUAUACAUUGUUUAUUAGAGUGUCUGAUGAAGGAAGUCCUGUAUCAUCAACAAUUAUUACAAUCAUCGUAAAAGUGAGUCGCAUAAAUGAACUGAAUCCAAUUGGAAGUGCAUCAGAAUUUACCUUCAGUACAUUUGAAAAUAGUCCAAUUGAUACACUAGUUGGAAAAGUUACAUUUACAGAUGCUGACUGGCCAUUUAAUAAUAUAAAAUAUACAAUUAUUGGAGGCAAUUUGGGAGCACCUCCCAAAUUUUACAUUGAACCAGAUACAGGAAUGAUAAAGUUAUUGGAUUCACUAGACAGGGAAACUGAAUCACAAUACAAGAUAAGUGUGAGAAUAACAGACUUGGACAACGAUGCCAUCCCUGACCCCCUGAGGCAGAGAACUAGUACUGCUCAGCUGACCAUCAAUGUUCUGAAUGUGAAUGAUGAGCCUCCUGUGUGCAAUCCACCACAUUUGGAAACUGGAAUUUAUUCUACUGUUAAGAUUCCUUUUAUUCAGCUCAACUGUUCAGACAAAGAUUCUCCACAGGAACAUCUGAGCUAUUCAAUUGUAGGAGGAAAUACAAAUAAUCAGUUCACACUUCAGAGACUAGGUGUUGAUCCUCCAUCUCUGGCCAUCACGCAGAAUUUCCAGUAUGAUGUAUUUCAAGGGAUUCAGGACCCUAUGACUUUCCAGCUACUUAUUGAAGUUGCUGACGAAUUAGGUGGGAAUAAAGCUAGUCAGCUGUCAACCACUACAACAGUCAUAAUUCAUGUGUUUCCCUGGACCACAACACAGCCAACUUCUUCCACAAAAAUGACUACAACUGCAUGCUCCUGCCUGUUCAAGACUGUUUCCCCAUUGUCACCAGCAUCAUCAGAGCCAACCGAGUCUCACAACCAAGGAGUCUGGGCAGGUACCAAGCUUAUUGAUUAGUGACCUCAAACCAAACAUGAAGCCAAACUUGCUGCCUGGAAAUUGUCAGUGACAGGAAUGCAAUAUCUAUUUGACAGUCAGACAGGGGAAGUCAAGAUGUUGAAUAAUGAAAAAAAGAAUGUGAUGCCAAUGGAAGACAUCUGACUUUAACCAGCAUAAAGGUCACCAUAUCUUCAUGUCACUUGCUUUCUUUGAAAAGGUCUUUUAAAAACACAACUUUUAAUGAUAAAACAAUCCAUUUUUUUCAACUAAGCUGGAUACUUUUGUG